This is a messenger RNA of Plectropomus leopardus (leopard coralgrouper), 3010 nucleotides long. It is a transcript of the gene csf3r, whose product is annotated as colony stimulating factor 3 receptor. The record is from RefSeq and is a predicted model, not a curated record. Gene Ontology annotation, molecular function: protein binding. Lineage: Eukaryota; Metazoa; Chordata; Actinopteri; Perciformes; Serranidae.
ACACACACAUAUGUCCUCGAAUCUGAGCUGCUUUGAGCCACACCGUUUCAUCUGGCACUAUCAGGGCUGAUGAGAGCCUCUCGUCUUUCUGUGUCUGCUGCAGCUGUUGUGUGAUGAAGAAAUGCUGUGAAGGCAUGUGUGGGCCUCAACUACAGUCCAGUUGAAUUUUAAGGUUUCAUGAUUCUGUAAAGCCACCAUGGACAUAAAGACAUCAUAGAAGCGGACUGAAUGCGAGCCCCACCUCUCUGACUCUCUCAAACUCAGGCCAAACUCAGGUUUUAUCAUCAUGAUAUCCACAUGGGUGUCAGUGAUUGUCACGCUGGUGGCGUUUGUGAAUGGAGCGAGAAAUGACGAUGUCAUGCUGCCGUGUGCGACGGUCCAGACGUCCAGCUCGGUGGUGCGUUUGGGGUCACCAGUCACAGCCACAUGUGUCAUCAGAGACAGCUGCCCUCAGGUUAUUGGACAAAAUGUUCGUAUAGAGUGGCGCCUCGGCAAUGGCUUCCUCCCCAGCAGCUCCGUGGCCAAUGAAAGCAGCAGGAUAUCUGAGGUUGUUAUACCGAGCUUCAAUCACACCAGGGAGUUCCUCACCUGCUGUGUCCAUGCCUCUACAACUCAAGUAGUUGGAGGAGUGGAGAUCAGAGCUGGAUAUCCACCACAAGCACCACAGAACCUCAGCUGUCAGACAAACCUCACCAACCCGAACACCCUGACCUGUAGCUGGGCCCCUGGGCAACAGGAGACCCACCUGCCUACAAAGUACACCCUUCACACCGAGAUUCGGGAUUCUAACGAGAACAACACUUACAAGCUGCUGCCAGGAAUCCACCACUAUACAAUCCCUCGCUCCGGCUUUGUUCUCUUCUCAGAUAUUGAAAUAUAUGUGAAGGCAGUGAAUGAACUUGGAGUAGCAACCUCAGCGCCUGUCAUUUUGGAACCCAUCAGUGCAGCUAAGUUUGACCGACCAGCGAUUCUGAGGAUUCAUGCGGUGCCCAAAAGGUACAACUGCCUAAAGCUGAGCUGGAGCUUAUCUCAACAGCAGGCCUGGAUGCAUGACUACCGACUGAAUCUUGAAGUCCGGCUUAAGACGGCUGACAGCAGCCAAUGGAAUGACCCACCAAUCCAAGUGAUCCGGAGUAGACAAACAAGAUCUCUGGACCUGUGCCGUCUCCUCCAUGGGACUAAGUAUCUCGCCCAGAUCAGAGUCAGAUACCAGCAGAGCCCCUGGAGUGAAUGGAGCCGCAGCCAGUCUGGAGUCACCUUGGAGAGUGCUCCCACUGGACGUUUAGACUCCUGGAUGAAGGUAUCAGGGGAUCACAUGCACAAGCAACUCAGCAUACACUUGUUUUGGAAGCCAUCAAAACAAUUCCGUGCCAACAGCCAAAAUGUGUCAUACAUUGUGUCAGUGAAGACGCUGCCAGGUGAAAAGGGAAAGGUGUGCUCAACAAAAGAGAAUUACUGUACAUUCCAGCUUCCUGGGAGAGCAAAGAGACUGUAUCUGAGUGCUGUGAAUGCCGCAGGGAGAUCCUCCCCCACUGAAGUUCAGAUUUACCUACCUAAAGCUCAAACAGUGAUAUCAGAUGUCGCAGUUAUUCCCCAUGAUGACAGAUCCCUACUGGUCCAGUGGAAAAGCCUUUCCUCUCCCGGUCUCUCAGGUUUUGUGGUGGAAUGGAGACCUUUGCUACAAACAGACCUCUCGCUCACCCAGUUUGAAAUCGCCAACAGAAACCAGACGGGUCUUCUUAUAACAGGCAGCUUUGAGCCCUACAAGCCCUAUGGGAUCUCUGUGUAUCCUAGGUUUAAGGAUGGGAUAGGCCGUCCUCAGACUGUUAAUGCCUACUCGAAACAAAAGGCUCCAUCCAUGGUUCCAAAAAUACACAUUAAAAAGAGCUGGCAGUCAUAUGUUGAGCUCACCUGGGAUGAGAUACCAUUAGACCAAAGGAAUGGGAUUAUCCAGAGCUACAAAGUCUUCUACUGGAAUGAGGAAGGACCCAUUAACGUCGUGAAUGCUGACCCGGAGGAGAGGAGAGUGGUCCUGAAAGGCCUCAACACUGUGUUUCUGUAUGACGCUUUGAUGAUGGUCAGCACGUUUGGUGGGAGCCUGAACGGAUCAACAAUUCAUUUUAAAUUUGAUCCCUUUGAUGCUGUUGGUGUUGUGACGGUUGUAACUGUGUCCGGUGUCGGCCUGGCGUUGUUGGUCAUCUUAAUAGUCAUGACUUGUUUCUCCACUCACAGAAGGCUGAAGGGUCAUUUUUGGCCAACUGUUCCAGAUCCGGCUAAUAGCAGCAUCAAGAGAUGGACAUCAGAAUCAACACAGGAUUCCUAUCUUCCCUGGGACACUGAUGAGCCUGAUCCAAUGUACCUGUCCCAACUGAGCUUCCUGGACUUCCCUGUGAAUCUAAGCAAAGAGGACGAUGACCCGUGGUUGAGCAACACAGAGGACACCAGCGACCUGGGAGAGUCCAUUUGUGGUUCACCAUUCAUCAUCGGCUACAAUGGUUCAAACAGCGACUCUGUUCCUUACGCGACUGUGAUCUUCACCGCUCCAUGCAGCAGCCCUACAGUUAAAGACCAUGUGUACCUGCGCUCUGAGUCCACACAGCCCCUCCUGGAGACUGAAGAGUCCUUCAGUCCAAAGUGCUACCAGAAUGUCGCAGCUGAUGGGAUGCCAAAUGAGCAAUGUUUUUUUGGACCGUGCCAUGAUUGUGUACCUGAGAAAGGGGCAGACAUUUUGUGGGAGGAGUUUCCUUUUCUUCGAGCACUGAAUGAUAUCAUCAAUGAAUAAAAGUAUUUUUCCGAUUAUAAAUGUAGCCGCUUUGCAUCAUGUUCAUGUAGAUCUGAGUUUGUAAUGAGCUGAUUGUGAGACGUUGAUUGAGCAGAGCAUAAGGUUGUAAAUGCAUUCAAGAUCUGAUUCUAAAAUCACUUUGAAUAAAUGACGAUUAUGAUACUCUGUCUGUACCACACUUUGUAGAUAUGUCACCUUUUUAGAAAAUAAACUUUUUUACUGAAGAAA